Molecule: messenger RNA, 3715 nt
Organism: Pyricularia grisea
Lineage: Eukaryota; Fungi; Ascomycota; Sordariomycetes; Magnaporthales; Pyriculariaceae
Exons: 2
Coding region: 666-3392 (908 amino acids)
Source: RefSeq, a predicted model, not a curated record
CUCUUCACCCCAUCCUCAUCUUGACAAAGACAAAAAAAAAAAAAAAAAAAGGUCUAAACUGCACCCAAGACGAAGACUACCUUGUGCCAAUCUCUAUCUUAGGUACCCGUCCGGUGACAGCCACGCGACACUAGACUAGUGGUUGCCAGUCAGGAACACCCGGAGCACGCCCCAGUACAAGCCAAUCUACUGUACGCGAACUCGACGAACGGCAGGGAUAACGGACGAUAGGAGGUCGAAGACCACAACUUUGCCCUCAAGAACUACCUAGACCUAAGUCUGCUAUCAGUCCCUCUCUAUGGUAGACUUUGUAUUCUCCAUCUUCAAUUUCUGGACGCAUACUGUCUACCGUCGAGCUCUGGACCACAGGAAGCUACAGCAACAACAUAGCGCCAUCAUCCGGGAAUAAAACCAAAGGGGCCCAAAGACCAGGUUGACCAAUACUCUGACUAUUAUCCACAAAAUAAACUAAGCUUGAUAUCGACAAUUCGAGACUAGAGGAGCAAAGAAUUAUUUUUGGUCUGGAAUCUUCCUCUUGCUUUUGUUUUCUUUUGUGGUGCGACCGCGGGUGGGGGUUUCGUCCAUCAGAGUUGUGUGGUGUGCGCGUCAACAAAUGAGCCCGCGCCGCCCGGGGGAACGUUGCUUCUCCAGGCCGAAGACGUCUGAUGUCCUACACAAUGACAGCUCCAGCGGGUGCUCUUGGCCAACCACAAUCCGCCAGCGCAAACAACCACUACACCACCACCACUCCCACCGGUACUCCGACAACAGCGCAAUUUCACAACCUCAGCAAUAGCGGCGGCAAGUCCCUGCCUCGUCCGCCGCGCAAAUCAAACCUUUACGGCCUGGCGACCGCAUCCAGCCCGAACCUUAGCACAUCCUAUUCGCGUCUCGCCGCCCCACAGCACGGCCUGUCGAGAAAGGCUUCCCAACAGGCCUUGACACCAAACUCCCUCGCCGCCAUCCCCGAUGAUUCCGAAUCGUACGCCAUCGGAACCGUCCUGAACGACUCUGACGCGAUGCUGCCGCCGCCGCCGCCCCUGACCCCGGGCAGGCCGUCCGGCGAUGGCCACAUUGCCAUCGGCGAUACCGUCGAUGUGCCUGGAAAUAUGCAUGGUACUGUUCGCUUUGUUGGUAAUGUCGAUGGUCGCAAGGGAAUAUUUGCUGGCGUCGAGCUGCAUCCUGAGUUUGCAGCACGGGGCAAGAACAACGGCGAUGUCGAUGGUGUAUCGUAUUUCACGACCACGAAACCAGGAGCCGGGAUAUUUCUGCCUCUCACUAAAGCCGUCAAGCGAGACCUGGCACCGUCUUCAAAUGGGUCAUAUCCCAUCACACCAAUGAAUCCCCCAUCCGGUCUCAAGGUCGGGAAUCAAAACUCAACAAAUUACACACCGCCAACACCGUCGCUUCCAAAAUUAAACCAAUCUACUGGUCCCGGCCGCGCACCCAGCCCUCUUGGAAAAAGACCAAGCAGGCCUUCACUGGCACGUCCAGAGUCACCCAUCCGGCGCCUGCAGAUGACGCCCAACCCCCGCCCGGCCAUCGCAACCCCAGGCUCCAAGGUGCCGUCGAGAUAUGGCAGUCCCACCAGCAAAUUCUCGCAGAGCGUCCGUGGAACUGCCCCGGAUCCCGCCAAGAGGGCAUUAAAAACCGCCCGCGAUGCCGGCAUCGGGCCGCGGAGCGCAUCUGCUCUCGGAAACCGUGCACCUUCGGCUGCGGGCUUCACAGACGACGAGGCCGCGCCGAUUGGUCUCGGCCGAAGUGGUACCAACGGCAGCAUGGGUUCCGUCUCGUCUUUCCAAGCCAAGCUGCAAAGGCCAGCAUCACGCGCCAAUGGGAGAGCUAGUCCUCACCGUCGUAAUGGGAGCGAUGAGCUGGAAAGGCUUCGAUUGGAGCUGGCCGAUCGGGACCGACAGCUCAAGGAGCAGGUGCAAUUGGUGGUCGAGAUGGAGACCAGCCUCACUGAGCUGCAAACCUUCAUCUCUAAACAAGGAUCACAACAGCAGCCGCCUGCCAGGCGGGGCAGCACUGAUGAUGACAAGGAUGUCCAACAACUCCGGGCAUUGCUCCGAGAAAAGAACGAAAAGAUCGCGAUGCUCACGGCUGAGUUUGAUGCACACAGGGCCGACUUCAGGAGCACUAUUGAUACACUGGAGAUGGCGAGUACCGAGACGGAAAGGGUGUAUGAGAAGAAACUUGAGGAGGUGAUGCAGGAGCUGCAAGACUAUCAAGAGCGCACUACUGACGUCAAUGCCGUUGCAAGACAACUCAAGCAGUUGGAGGAGCUCGUCCAGGAGCUCGAGGAAGGGUUGGAAGACGCACGAAGAGGAGAGGCCGAAGCCCGUGGCGAAGUUGAGUUCCUCAGGGGUGAGGUGGAGAGGACGCGGUCGGAACUGCGCCGCGAGCGCGAGAAGGCCGCAGCAGGAUCAAAUGGAGCAGGAGCUGCAAAUGGGGGCGGGGGUUCCGUCUCCAAGGAACUGGAGCAGAAGGAGGACGAGAUUAGAGGUCUCAAAGCCAUCAUUCACUCCUUGAGUCGAGACUCGAUCCCAGGCAUGCCAGGGGAUGAUGCGGGCAAGACGCCAACGUCGGCCCAUGGCGGAUCACGGGGUCACCUCUCUGACGACUCAGCUGGCGACCGGUUGGCCCGCGAGAGAUUGGAGCGCGAAGUUGCCGAGCUCCGAGCCUUGUUGGAUUCUAAGAACAGCCGUGAAGAGGAGAUCAUGCGCGAGCUUGACACACUGCGUAAGGCUGGCGGUGGCGGCAGCCCCGUGCUCAGCAAGAACCGAGUUAGUGUUGCGACUAUCGUGCCCACGGGCCAGAGCAACGAUAGGUCAUCAGUGCGAGAUUCGAGGGACACAGUGAUCCUUGCUGGAGAUGAUCAGCAACAACAGGGUGGUCACCAGCCCAAGGCCAACGAGCCGCGCUCCCCACCGCGGGUCAAGACGCACGUGCGAGUGGCGACGCUCGACACCAUGCCCGAGAGCGACGCCUACUCCACCGCAACGGACACUAGCACCCUCUACUGCGAGCUGUGCGAGACGGCCGGGCAUGGAAUCCUUAACUGCACAAACAUGUUUGGCGGCAACGGCGCCGCAGCCGGCGGCAACGACAGCGUCAAGACCCCAUCGCCCACGUUGACCAAGAACGGCGAGCUCAGCCUGACGGUGCCGCACGACUCGGCCGACGCACCCGCGCCGCUGACACCCGUCAAGACCAAGACACCUCCCUCCGUGCCUGCCGUGGACGCCGCACAAGCCCAUCCAAGCCUCAUGGAGUCGGGACCCGUCGCCGGCAAGGAGAGCGGAGUCAUCGAUGCGGAGAAAUGGUGUGCGCUCUGCGAGCGGGAUGGGCAUGACAGCGUCGACUGUCCAUUUGAGGACGUUGCGUUCUGAGGAGGGCAAUACACAAAACAAAAAGCCGUGCAAAUAUGCAGACUUUGCACAUCCCAUGCUGAAAGGUUCUUAGUUCUGUGGGACUUGAGUAACUUUUGUUCCGUCUUCUGUGCUUACCACCCGAUGCUCUUCGAGGCAACCUUGUGUUCUUAUAAGUUAUUCUUCUGUUCUCGUUUAUCCCCUUGUCAUGACCCAUGAUACCACUUUUUCUUUCUUGUUUGGGCUUUUUUGUUCCUUACAGUUAUUGCACGGGGGAAAAACCUGGGAGGGCCUCGCCGAGAAAGGCGAGGAAAGAUGCGGUGCAUUGCCAUGACGAAAUGAGG